Molecule: messenger RNA, 3684 nt
Organism: Gorilla gorilla gorilla (western lowland gorilla)
Lineage: Eukaryota; Metazoa; Chordata; Mammalia; Primates; Hominidae
Exons: 8
Coding region: 1-1404 (467 amino acids)
Biological process (GO): regulation of transcription by RNA polymerase II
Cellular component (GO): NURF complex
Molecular function (GO): RNA polymerase II cis-regulatory region sequence-specific DNA binding; zinc ion binding
Source: RefSeq, a predicted model, not a curated record
AUGGCUCCUGACGCUGCUUUCCGUGCAGUAACUGGCGUCCUCCUACACCACUUUGUUGACGGCCGUCCGGACCGCAGCCGUCCGGGCCAGGUGGCUGCCCCCGCCUCUCCCCGGCCGGGGCGCUGGUGCUGGGGUGGGGCUGGCGGCGGUGGCGGCUUUCUCCGGCUACUGCCGCCCAUCCUGGGCGAGCUCAGCCGCGUCUUGGGCGCCACCUCAGCCUGGCGGCGGCCCACCUGCCCCGGCUGCUACCGCGUUGCCGCGAGCGGAACCCCGGAUGGGUCCGGACGUGGGCAGCGGCGGCGGCGGCGGCGGGGCCGGGGCGCAGCGUUCCGCAGAGGGAGCCGCGGGCUGCUUGGUCGGCCUGCCCCGCCGGCCCCUCAUUUUGGAGCCGAGGCGGAGGGAGAAGGGAAAGCGGCCGGGAAGGGGCGGGCGCAAUGGGCGCAGUGGGGGCGGCCGGGGCCGGGUGGGGAGGCCAGAGGGGCAGGGCAGGAGGGGCCCGGCCUGCGGAAGCGGUUGGAGGGAGAAGGCUCAAUCCGAAUGGCUGGGGCCCCACUGCGGAUCGCCUUCAGCCGCCAUCUUGUUUCUUCCGUUACCGGAUCGCGGUCACGUGAGCUGAGCAGCCUACGAGCCUGGGACGGGGCGAGCUUGAGGACGACUUCCAUUCCUCUAGGUGAAUCUACCAAGAAAUGCCUUGGUAGAGCUAGGAGUGCCAAUGGUAUCAGCAAGGCCAGCCUGGUUCCCUUUGAUUCAUGGUUCUAUAUUGGCUGUGAUCUUUGUACUAACUGGUAUUAUGGAGAAUGUGUUGGCAUCGCAGAAAAGGAGGCUAAGAAAAUGGAUGUGUACAUCUGUAAUGAUUGUAAACGGGCACAAGAGGGCAGCAGUGAGGAAUUGUACUGUAUCUGCAGACACCUGCAGUCACAAUUUUUUAUUGGCUGUGAUCGGUGUCAGAAUUGGUACCAUGGGUGCUGCAUUGGCAUCUUGCAGAGUGAGGCAGAGCUCAUUGAUGAGUAUGUCUGUCCACACUUCCAGUCAACAGAGGAUGCCAUGACAGUGCUCACGCCACUAACAGAGAAGGAUUAUGAGGGGUUGAAGAGGGUGCUCCGUUCCUUACAGGCCCAUAAGAUGGCCUGGCCUUUCCUUGAACCAGUAGACCCUAAUGAUGCACCAGAUUAUUAUGGUGUUAUUAAGGAACCUAUGGAUGCAGCCUUCCAAGUUUUCUACCCCCGACUACACAGUGGAGCUGAAGGGUGCCACUCUCUGCUGGGCCCCAAAAACAAAUCCAGUAAGAAGAACGUGCUGGAGGCUGCUUCCAGCAGAUCGGCUUCUUCUUUGUACGACCCAAGCUCUGUGCCUUCUCUGGCCUCUAUUACUGUGACAUCUGCCACCAAGAUGAUGCCUCAGUGAUUCUGGCCAGGAUCAUCCACAACUGGGACCUCACCAAGCACCUGGUUUGUUGGUGGACCAAAGUAAGAUCUACAGCAGGGCCUUCUACUCCUGCGCAGCUGGCAUGGCCCUGGCUGCUGUGUGCCUCGCCCUGGUGAGACCGUGUAAGAUGGGACUGUGCCAGCGUCAUCAUUCAGGUGAAACAAAGGUAGUGAGCCAUCGUGGGAAGACUUUACAGGACAUACCUGAAGACUUUCUGGAAAUGGAUCUUGCAAAAAAUGAGCACAGAGUUCACGUGCAAAUGGAGCCGGUAUGACACACUUUCUUACAACAACAGCCACUAUGUUGGCUGGAGACGGAUGGGGUGGGCCCAACAGGGACACAAGGAGGUAGAAGAGCCAACCCCUCUACUCCACUUUCAAAACUACAUUUUAAAGCGAAUGUGUAUGUGAAAAGCACUACCAACAUCGCUUUUGUUUUGUUUUGUUUUAAGUUUUCCUUUUUGCUUGUUUUUAAAGCCAAAACAAAAAACAACCAAGCACUCUUCCAUAUAUAAAUCUGGUUGUAUUCAGUAGCAAUACAAAAGAUAUGUAGAAAGACUCUUUGGUUCACAUUCCAAUAUUAAAAUAGUGACACGAACUGGCAAAGUGGUUUUAAAAGCUUUCACAUGGGAUAAAUGAUUUUCUUUCUUUCUUUUCUUUCUUUGUAUGGUCUUGUCAGAAUAAACUACUAUCUUCAAUAAAACAACAUCCAACCCAGGUCAUUGAAAUGAAACUGACCAGUCAAAAAAAAAAAAAAAAGACUUCAAUCAUUUAAAAAAUUCCUAAUUUUCAGAAAUAUGAAUAAAUAGUUUUUGUUAAACCCUUUGUAAAAUACUGAGGUUCCCAUUAACAAAUUAUGGCCUCUGCUUGCUGGAAAUGAAGUAUAGUUUAAGAGCAAACAUUUUACUAAUAAGCAAAUUUUAAGUAUAUAUAUAACUUGAACUUCAUAAAUGUGAAGAUUACUACUUCUUUUUAUGGCCAGUCCUUACCAGAAGUAUUUCAAUACAGAAUAUACAAAAUGGCAUUUCCUGUUGCUUUUAGUUAUGCAGAAAUAUGUGACUGUAGUGUCUUUAAUUUAAACCACUAUUUAUUAUUAAGUUAUUCUAGGAUGAUUAAUCAAAAGAAAUAAAAUCUGAGACAUAAGCAGCAUUUUUACCUCCUUUCUGCAGUCCUUUAAAUGCCUCACAGAAUAUGUCUUAUCUUGUAAAAAAUACUUUAAUAAAAGGCUAAGUUGUCAUGAUUCUUCCAUUUGAUUAAGGGCAACAUGUGCUAUUUAAAGGGGAAAAAAUAACAGAUAGCAAAUCACCUUAGCUUUCAAAAAUAAUUUGUUUUAUCAUCUAAGAAUACUUGAGGAACUUCUUUGAUCAGAAUUAUAUUUCAUUGAACUGCUAAAGCAUUUCUGAUUUAAAGAAAAAACCAUCUAAUUGUUGAAGCAUUUCUGUAUUUCACAUGGGGGUAACAAUUAUGUUAUAGCGAGUUACAAGUUGCAAUUUACAUCUUCUAUAACACAUGACUUGAUUGUUCUAAGUUGCCAGAGGUAUCGGGUAACUGGUCAUUGUUUUUCUGUUGUUGUUGUUGUUGUUUGUUUUAUUUUUUAUUUUUGGAGUUACACUACAUGUAUAGUAUUGCUCACGUUAGCAGUUUUCUGUAAAGAGGACAAGUGUCAGGAUAAUAGGUGGACUUUUUACUCACCUAUUUUACCGCAAUCUCACCCUGCAGGUGACGGUCAAUGCUCGCUGCUCCAUCUUUACUCAUCAUUAAUGUUAAUUUAUGACAACUCGGGGGAAAAACAUAACAAGCCUAGUUUGGUUACAGGUACACACAAGCUUGAAUAUUUCUCUGCACUGAAAUGAAAAGUGGCAUAGUUCAUCACCACCUGCUACAUUUUGUAGAGCAUCUUACCAGCCAUAGAAAUAGGACAAUCUAUAAAACUUUGGGGAGGGUGGGGGAGGAAAUGACAAAAUGUCUGUCAAAAACAGGCAUAACCUAAAACAAGGUGGAUAUAGCAAAUCUCUGCCACUGCUUGAGAAGAACUUUGAGCUUGUGGCAGUUUUGCAGACUUACAUGACUUCAGCACUUUACAACGUAUUUUUUACUAUGAAUGUUCAAUACAAUUUAAUAUUUAUAACUGAUUUCAGAGGGAUCUGCUCCAUGUCUAUUCUGUUAUUUGCAUGAAAACAAAAUGUAUGCCAAUUUCAGUAUGUCAAUAAUCAAGGUUUUAAAUGUCUGGAAGAAAAUAAAAACAAGAUUGCUGAUUUGU